AGGUCGACAAAAUGCAUCAGUGCGCCGUCACCUCACUUCUGAUCUCUCCUUUCAUUUCUGGAUCCGCAUCCCUGAAAUACCGAUAACGAUCGAAAUGCCAUUUGAAUCUAAAUCUCUAUUUGAAUUUUCAUUCUUAUUCUCUAUAAUCAAAAAAUGAGGUACUUCAUGCGAAUGGUCCGUUCGUCGGAGAAAAGCUACAAAUUGCAUAUAACUUUGCUGGGUAUUUUGAGCAUUUUUGUGAUUGUGAAUCUUUGUCUAUUAUGCUAUGGAGAUAAGCAAAAAUAUCUGACUUUUCCAAUGACAACUAUAGUUUAUAAGGGAGGGCUCGGCAACCAACUUUUCGAAGUAUUAUCCUUACUUGGAAUCGCCCGGAAACUAAAAAGAAUAGCAGUUUUCAACUCGAGUGACCCAGUUCUCCAGUCAAAUUUGGAAUUUUUGAACCAAAAGCUUCCACGCAUCUCGGAGCAGGUUAUUUCUGUUCCCAUUGAGCCUUCCGAAACAACUCGAUUUGCAAUUUCCUCGGAUUGCUGUCGGUACGAGCUUUCUGAUAAUCAUUUGGCAGACGAGAGCAAGUUCCUUGUGAUUGAGGGCCAUUAUUUCCAGAGUUACAAGUACUUUGCCGACAUGAAGCUAUCCAUCAAGGAAUGGCUGAAGCCAGAAGAUCCAGAAAAGUUUAGGAUGAUGAUCAGCAAAACUGAGAGCCAGCGUCACAAAACUUGCGUUCACGUCAGACGAGGUGACUUUCUAACCGACGAGCAACACGCUGGAACCGAUAGCAACUAUACGAUCAGCGCGAUUGAUCACUUGCGAUCUUUGUAUCACGGAGUUAUCUUCAUAAUGAGCAAUGAUCCAAAAUGGGUGAAAGUUCAUAUUGCUGAUCAUCUGGAUUAUCAAAAAGACAUUCGAAUCAUGAAGACUCUGAUGGAGGACGCAAUCGAUGAUCUUCAUUUCUCACAAAUCUAUUGUGAUUCUGUACUGAUAACGGCACCUUCGUCUACAUUCGGCUGGUGGAUUGGGUACCUAUCAAAAAAUCAAUCAGCAGUGUAUUAUCGAGACAUACGGGAGACUAAGGAUCAGGUGCAACUUCAAAUGACCAAAGAGGACUUUUACCCGCCAACCUGGAACAAACUCGUAAUUCCAUAAACUUGCGUUUCCGUUGCAUGUUUUAUGAUCCUUGCAAUAAAUUAUUUAUGUAUUUA
Messenger RNA from Caenorhabditis elegans, 1199 nucleotides. RefSeq names its product L-Fucosyltransferase (gene F41D3.6). Gene Ontology annotation, biological process: carbohydrate metabolic process. Gene Ontology annotation, cellular component: membrane. Gene Ontology annotation, molecular function: galactoside 2-alpha-L-fucosyltransferase activity. NCBI's taxonomy places the organism in Eukaryota, Metazoa, Nematoda, Chromadorea, Rhabditida, Rhabditidae. Bases 154 to 1143 code for a protein of 329 amino acids. The record is from RefSeq and is marked reviewed. The transcript is spliced from 8 exons.